AUGACUUCAUAUAGCUGCUGCUUGAUUCUUUUGCUGUUUACCUGGAGCACUGCUGCCUAUGGGCCAAACCAACGGGCACAGAAGAAGGGAGACAUUAUUCUUGGAGGAUUGUUCCCCAUUCAUUUUGGAGUGGCUGCUAAAGACCAGGAUCUAAAAUCAAGGCCAGAAUCAGUGGAGUGUAUAAGGUAUAAUUUCCGAGGCUUCCGCUGGCUCCAGGCUAUGAUCUUUGCCAUAGAAGAAAUAAACAGUAGCCCAACUCUCCUUCCCAACAUGACCCUGGGAUAUAGGAUAUUUGACACUUGCAAUACAGUCUCGAAAGCCCUGGAGGCCACACUGAGUUUUGUGGCCCAGAACAAGAUAGACUCCUUGAACCUGGAUGAAUUCUGUAACUGCUCAGAACAUAUCCCUUCCACCAUUGCAGUCGUGGGAGCAACUGGCUCUGGCAUCUCCACUGCUGUGGCCAAUCUGCUGGGACUCUUUUACAUACCUCAGGUCAGCUAUGCCUCAUCCAGUCGUCUCCUGAGCAACAAGAACCAGUUCAAGUCCUUCCUGCGCACAAUCCCCAACGAUGAGCAUCAGGCCACGGCCAUGGCAGACAUCAUCGAGUACUUUCGCUGGAACUGGGUGGGAACAAUCGCAGCUGACGAUGACUAUGGCCGGCCAGGGAUUGAAAAAUUUCGGGAAGAGGCGGAGGAGAGAGAUAUCUGCAUUGAUUUUAGCGAGCUCAUCUCCCAGUACUCAGAUGAAGAGGAGAUCCAGCAGGUGGUAGAGGUCAUCCAGAACUCCACAGCAAGAGUGAUUGUUGUUUUUUCCAGUGGCCCAGAUCUGGAGCCUCUCAUAAAAGAGAUUGUCAGGAGAAACAUCACUGGCAAGAUCUGGCUGGCAAGCGAGGCCUGGGCCAGCUCUUCCCUCAUAGCCAUGCCGGAGUUCUUCCGUGUCAUCGGCAGCACCAUCGGGUUUGCGCUGAAGGCAGGACAGAUCCCAGGAUUUCGUGAGUUCCUGCAGAAGGUGCAUCCCAAGUCCACCAACAAUGGCUUUGCCAAGGAGUUUUGGGAGGAGACAUUUAACUGCUAUCUCCCUGAUGGAUCCAAAAAUUCUCCUGCUUCCACUUCCUUCCACAAGGGGCACGAAGAGGGGCUGGGAGCUGGAAAUGGAACGUCUGCCUUCCGACCUCCGUGCACAGGGGAUGAGAACAUCACCAGCGUGGAGACCCCAUACAUGGACUACACACACUUGCGGAUAUCCUAUAACGUGUACUUGGCAGUGUAUUCCAUCGCCCAUGCCUUGCAGGAUAUUUAUACCUGUACCCCUGGGAAGGGCCUCUUCACCAACGGGUCCUGUGCAGACAUAAAGAAGGUGGAGGCAUGGCAGGUUCUCAAGCAUCUGCGACACUUAAAUUUCACCAAUAACAUGGGGGAGCAAGUGGAUUUUGAUGAGUUUGGGGACCUGGUAGGAAAUUACUCAAUAAUCAAUUGGCAUCUCUCUCCGGAGGAUGGCUCAGUCGUCUUUGAAGAGGUUGGGCACUACAACGUCUAUGCCAAGAAAGGGGAGAGGCUUUUUAUCAAUGAAAACAAGAUCCUGUGGGGUGGAUUCUCUAAGGAGGUGCCUUUCUCCAACUGCAGCAGGGACUGCCUGCCGGGCACGAGGAAGGGCAUCAUUGAGGGGGAGCCCACCUGCUGCUUCGAGUGCGUGGACUGCCCCGACGGGGAGUACAGUGACGAGACAGAUGCAAGUGCCUGUGACAAGUGCCCUGAGGAUUACUGGUCCAACGAGAACCACACGUCCUGCAUCCCCAAGCAGAUAGAGUUUCUGGCCUGGACUGAGCCCUUUGGGAUUGCUCUGACUCUCUUUGCUGUGCUUGGAAUUUUCCUGACUUCUUUUGUUCUGGGAGUCUUCACCAAAUUUCGCAACACACCCAUAGUCAAGGCCACAAACCGGGAGCUAUCCUACCUCCUUCUCUUUUCCUUGCUAUGCUGUUUCUCCAGCUCAUUGUUCUUCAUUGGUGAGCCCCAGAACUGGACUUGCCGUCUGCGGCAGCCAGCUUUUGGCAUCAGCUUUGUUCUCUGCAUCUCCUGCAUCCUGGUGAAAACCAACCGUGUCCUUCUUGUCUUCGAAGCAAAGAUCCCCACGAGUCUCCACCGAAAGUGGUGGGGCCUCAACCUUCAGUUCCUCCUGGUCUUCUUGUGCACGUUUGUGCAGAUUGUCAUCUGUGUGAUUUGGCUCUACACGGCCCCGCCAUCCAGUUACCGAAACCAUGAACUGGAAGAUGAGAUCAUCUUCAUCACCUGCCACGAAGGCUCCCUGAUGGCCCUCGGCUUCCUCAUUGGCUACACCUGCCUACUGGCAGCCAUCUGUUUCUUCUUCGCCUUCAAGUCUCGAAAGCUGCCUGAGAAUUUUAACGAGGCCAAGUUCAUCACCUUCAGCAUGCUGAUAUUCUUCAUCGUGUGGAUCUCCUUCAUCCCUGCUUACGCCAGCACGUACGGCAAGUUCGUGUCGGCUGUGGAGGUGAUUGCAAUACUGGCUGCCAGCUUUGGGCUUCUGGCCUGCAUCUUCUUCAACAAAGUCUACAUCAUCCUCUUCAAGCCCUCCCGCAACACAAUCGAGGAGGUGCGCUGCAGCACAGCUGCCCACGCUUUCAAAGUGGCAGCCAGGGCCACCCUGAGACGGAGCAACGUGUCCCGCAAGCGUUCCAACAGCCUGGGCGGCUCCACCGGCUCCACCCCUUCCUCCUCCAUCAGCAGCAAGAGCAACCACGAGGACCCUUUUCCUCUGCCGGCCUGCGCCGAGCGGCAGCGCCAGCAGCAGCGCGGGUGCAAGCAGAAAGUCAGCUUUGGGAGCGGAACGGUGACGCUGUCGCUGAGCUUCGAGGAGCCGCAGAAGAACGCCAUGGCCAACAGGAACGCCAAGCGCCGGAACUCGCUGGAGGCCCAGAACAGCGACGACAGCCUGAUGCGGCACCGGGCCCUGCUUCCCCUGCAGAUCAAUGAGCCCCUCGGGGCUGAGCCCGGCUUCCAGGCAGCUUCCAGCCCGGAGACCAGCUCGCAGGAGUCGGUGGUGGGAGACAACAAAGAAGAGGGACCGAGCCCUGAGGCGGAGCCUUCCCUGCCGUCGGUUAACUCCCGAAAUUUUAUAGGCACUGGAGGUGGCUCUGUCACAGAGAACACGGUACAUUCCUAA
Melozone crissalis (California towhee) is the source of this 3177-nucleotide messenger RNA. RefSeq names its product calcium sensing receptor (gene CASR). The coding region runs from base 1 to 3177 and encodes 1058 amino acids. The transcript is spliced from 6 exons. Lineage: Eukaryota; Metazoa; Chordata; Aves; Passeriformes; Passerellidae. Gene Ontology annotation, biological process: G protein-coupled receptor signaling pathway; detection of calcium ion; regulation of calcium ion transport. Gene Ontology annotation, molecular function: G protein-coupled receptor activity; calcium ion binding. The record is from RefSeq and is a predicted model, not a curated record. Gene Ontology annotation, cellular component: membrane.